UCCCCGGCACGGUCCCGGCGGGCGGCGGAAGCGAGCGGUUUUAAAGGAGCUGUGCUGGGAAACCUCGUAUUUGAGCCAUCUGCUUCUCAGUCUGGUUUUGGUAGGAUUGCUGCUUUGCUUUGUAAACCAGAACCCUUGAAGAAGCAUCCCUGCCUCUGCCAGUGUUCCUGCUGGUUCCUCUGCCACUGAGCAUCCAGGUUGGAGGCCUUACAUUGCUGUCCUGCAACAGCCAAGUGGUUGCAGCUUCCUUCUGUGCUCUGUGAGAAGAACAGACACCCUCUCCUCUAGGUUUGAACUGAAACAAAAAUCCCAGCCUUCAUCAUGGGAGGUAUCUGGCACAUUGGGUUGAUGGUACUUGUGUACAUCUGGUUUCCCAAGAUUGCUGCUCAGAAUCUCGUAACAAACCCCAGGGACCAGAAAACAGAGCAUAGCCUCUUGAUUAAUGAAGUCAAUGCUGACAACCCAGGAGAGGACACUUCUGAGUUCAUGGAGCUCUAUCACACCAGUGGUCAAACAGCCUGCUUGGAUGGCUACUAUCUGGUCUUCUACAACAGCAAUGGAAACCGAGCAUACAAAGUUUUGAACCUCCAGGGUAAUGUUACUAACAGCCAAGGGCUCUUUCUCGUUGGCUCGUCUUCUGUGAACCCUGCUAUAGUUAUUCCGAAGAGUGCUAUCCAGAAUGGCCCUGAUGCGAUUGCUCUGUACUAUGGAAAAAAGAACUAUCAAGAGGGUAUGAGCAUCACAAAUUAUGGACUAGUAGAUGCCUUGGUCCAUAAGACUAAGAAGACAGACAGAGCAGACACGCUGGUCAGGGUGCUGACCCCUGGCAGAGAUGCUUUCUUGGAGGACCCCACCUUCAGGACUGUGGAUGAGUCAAUAGAAAGGUGCCGUGGGGCAGAUUCUCAGUGGAUCUUCCAAGUGGCUGUGCCAACCCCAGGCUCAGACAACCACUGCAUCCUAACUUCUCAGCUGAACGCAUCCACUGUCCUGAUCAGUGAGGUCCUUGCUGCCUCUUCUUCUGAAGACUUUGAGUUCAUAGAGCUCCAGGGUCCCCACUCCACCAUGCUAAGGGACAUUGUUCUGGUGCUGAUUGACAGUCGGACCAAAGACAUUUAUUUCACCAUAGAUGUUUAUGGCAAAACCUCACUGGAUGGGCUGUUUCUGAUUGGUCCAGCACAAAGCAAAACCCCAGUGGAUCUGCCAUUCCCGGAGAACACCACCCGUCCUGUCCUCAGGGGUGGCCCCAGUGCCAUUGCUCUCUACAGGGGCAACAGCAGCAUUUUGGUCCUGGGGAAGGUGCCGCCAGUGACUGGCCUGAUAGAUGCCUUCGUGUACUCAAGCAACGACGAGCUGAACCCUGAGCUGCUGGAGAUCCUGACCCCUGGCAGACCUGCCUGCAAGAAACCAUGGCAGCAGCUGGGAGAAGUGUCCAUGAGCCAGUGCAACUGCUGCUCCAUGAUCCGGGAUUCUUUGUCCUACGUCCUCAGCAGACCCACACCUGGCAAGUUCAAUGACUGCCCCAGCAAACGCUUCAGCCAGACACUCUCCUUCUGCCUUCUUGUAGCAGGUUGGAUAUUAGUUAUUUCUGCUCUUAUAGGCAGGUUGGUUUUUUGUUUCCUAAAUUGCCAGGAGUGGCUCCUGAAGUUGGAAGAGAUUCUGAUUACUCUGGUCCAGGCCCUUGAUGAAUCGUGCAGCUGUGGAGUCUCUGCUGCAUACUUCAAAGAGCCAAGGGUAGCCUGCCAGGACCUGGGGCUUGUGUUCACCACUCUGCUAACUGGUAAGUCAGAGGAUCAGCUGAGCAGCCUGCUGCUGGCAUUUGGGACCUUCGUAGAGACACCCAGACUUGUGAGUUUUGGCAGAAGGAACAUCAUAGCAGAAAGCUCCUGCUUCAAGGAUAUUGAUGCACCAGACUUGCCUCCAGAGAUACCAGAAGGGACUCAAGAGCCGUCUGUGCAAGUGCCCAAGCUACUCAUUAGCGAGGUGAACCCAGACAACCCAGGGGGAGGAGAGGAUGCAGAGUACAUCGAACUCUUCUACACUGGACAGACACGCUUUGACCUCCAGGGAUACUGGCUGGUCCUCUACAAUGGUAAAAAUAGCCAGGCCUACCGGGUGUUGGACCUGUCUGGACACCACACAGAUGAGCUGGGUUACUUCUUGGUGGGGAGCAGCACCAUGAGCCCAGCACCCAUGAUCAGGCUGCCCCCCAACACCAUCCAGAAUGGGGCGGACGCUGUGGCUCUCUACUACAGCAACACCACCCUCUACGCGGUGAACAUGGCUGUGACUGCGGAGGGCCUGGUGGAUGCCAUGGUGUACACAUCCCGAAUGCCAGAGAAGGCAGACCAGCUGCUCGCAGUGCUGGUACCAGGGCAGAGCAUCCUCUAUGAAAACAGUUCUCACAGCACCGAGGACGAGUCUCUGAGCCGCUGCCACAGCCUGAGGACUAAACUCCAGAGCAGCUUCCAGGUGACCGUGGUCACGCCGAUGCGGGAGAACUUGUGCAGCAGCUCCUCAGCGCUGGUCCCUUCUGCUGUCUGCAUCAGUGAGCUGUGCCUGGGCAGCAGCACUGCCCACUGCCACUUCGUGGAGCUGGAGGGGACGCCUGGCAGGAGCCUGGCAGGGCUCAGCCUGGUCGUCUUCUCAGGGAAGGAGGGCAGGCCACUUGCCAGCAUCACUCUGAGCGGCACCAUCGGAGCCACAGGGAUGUUGGUGUUUGCGCUGGAAGGAAGGCGCAGGCACGAUGGGACAAACCUGACUUUCAAGGACAUCUCUGCUGCUAGUGAAGGCUCCAGUGCUAUUGCUGUGUACAGCACCAGCUUGAUUCUUGGUGGCACAAAGGCAACAUCAGAGAACUUGGUGGAUGCCUUGGUUUAUAGCUGUGAGCCCAGCACAGCUGGAGGACUCUUGGAGUUCCUUGGACCAUCUUACACUGUGCCCUGCAAGGAUGACAGACUGUUCCACAUGGACCUGCACCACAGGAGGAUGCUGGAAAGCUUGAAAAGGGUCUUGGUGAGCUCCCUAGAGGAGAAGUGUUCCUGCGGCGUCUCUGAGCUCUACCUGCAAGAAUUGAACCUGACGUGCAUGGGCUCCCUGGUGACGGUCUGGAGCCAGGUGUGGGCUCGGCAGCCAGAGCAGCAGCGCUCCAUUGAGACCUGGUGCCAGGGCUUCCUGGCCAGCCCCCACCCCUUCACAGUGGAUGGCAGCAUGCUGAAAACCAGCCCCGAGCGUGUCUCUCCCAAAGCCACCCCCUCCAUGUCACACAGCACUGCUUCCUUCCAGGACUGGGAAAUCGCCUUGUUUGUUGUGAUUCUCCUGCUCGUGUUCUCGUUGGUUGGCCUGGCAUUUUACUUCAUCAAAAGGCACCCCCAAAACUACACCAACAUCGAAAUGAGUGACCGCGGGGAGAUAGCAGCAGAAUUCUAA
Messenger RNA from Strigops habroptila (Kakapo), 3426 nucleotides. RefSeq lists its product as uncharacterized. Lineage: Eukaryota; Metazoa; Chordata; Aves; Psittaciformes; Psittacidae. The record is from RefSeq and is a predicted model, not a curated record.